This is a messenger RNA of Larimichthys crocea (large yellow croaker), 2773 nucleotides long. RefSeq names its product spindlin-1. Gene Ontology annotation, biological process: gamete generation. The transcript has 5 exons. The record is from RefSeq and is a predicted model, not a curated record. Bases 193 to 900 code for a protein of 235 amino acids. NCBI's taxonomy places the organism in Eukaryota, Metazoa, Chordata, Actinopteri, Sciaenidae.
AUGUCAUUCUCUGCGGCCAUGGCAACCGGAGGCUCGCUGGGAAGUCGAGUCUCCUCACCUCAUCUCCCAUUUUCCACAGGUUUCGCGAGAUUUACACAGGCGGGUUGGUGUGUGGCAGCAUUUCUCUGCCGGACGAACUGAACUAUACUGAUAUGAAAUCUGCGUAAAGUAGCCUUUUGAAUUUCUGGAGGCAUGUCCAAGAAAAGGGGCAGGAAGCGGAGUAGCGGAGAGCUGAGUGACACCUUGACCCCAGACCCUAACACCAUUCUGGGAGUCCGCAUUCAGCAUAACUGGCGUGAGAAGGGGAACCAGAGCAAAUGGAAGGGAACUGUACUCGACAGGCUUAGCGUGAACCCUUCUCUUUUCAUGGUGAAGUAUGACGGCUUCGACUGCGUCUACGGCAUCGAGCUGUUCAAGGACGAGAGAGUGUCGAACCUGCAAGUCCUCUCGGAAAAAGUUGUGAACAACAAGAUCAAGAUACCUCCGGGUGUGGAGGAGCUGGUGGGCAAAGCGGUGGAGCAUCUAUUUGAAAAAGAGGAUGGAGAGAAGAAUGAGUGGAGAGGCAUGGUCCUCUCCAGAGCUCCAAUCAUGACCAACUGGUAUUAUAUCACUUAUGAAAAGGACCCCGUUCUUUAUAUGUACCAGCUGUGGGACGACUACGCUGACGGAGACCUCAGGAUUUUGCCUGAAGCAGAAAACAAGCACUUGUUGCCUGCCGACAGGAAGCCAGGAGAAGAGACGGAGAGUCUGGUGGGGAAACAAGUGGAGUAUGUUACUGACAAGGGUGUGAAGAGAACGGGCCUGGUCAUCUACCAGGUCCCAGCCAAGCCCUCUGUCUACUAUAUCAAAUAUGAUGAUGACUUUCAUAUUCAUGUCUAUGACCUGGUGAAAACCACCUAGAGAUAGUGGACACUUUAUCUCACUCUCCAGCCUCCGUCCAUCUGCUUCUGUUCCACUCAUUGUUAUAAUCCUGCUAUUCAAAGCCAUGGCAGGGUUGAAUAGUUAAUAUGCUUUAUCGUUCGGAAGAAAGUGCAAUCUGUUUUUCAUAUGCACAGCAGAACUGUAGCACCGCUAUGCUUGGCUAUUUCGAGGAGAGGGAGUUGAUUUGUUUUAUUGUUGCUGCUCUACUUCAUGCUUUAAGUUUGGACAGGCCAAGAUUGCACUGCCCAACAGCUGCAAAGUGUAGUUGUUACUGCAUUGUUGUUCCUGAGAUAUUCACUGAUCUGUCCUUAAAGUAAUUCUCUUAAUUAAAUCCCAAUGUGUACUUAAAAAAGAAAAAAAGGAAGAAAAAAAAAGAGCUGCUCAAAAUUUCAUUUUAAAGCCAUUUUUCUUUGGAUCAUCUAAAGUAGGCAUGACAUGCACAUUAAAUUUGGGAUAGAUGUCUUCCACUGAGGCAUUUAUUGAAACAAACAGGCAGAUAAAUACAUUUAUCUGCUUGUUUUAUCAAACAAUUUAGUGUUAGCGCUGGAAGGGACGAAUGGAAGCAGCAUUGUCGAGUCACCUGAAUGCCCUUAUAUUUCAAAAGCCUUCCAGAUGAGUCAAGCUCAUGUGGAAACAUACUUCUGCACCUUUGCACCAUGUUUAGCAUUGUAUGAGAUCAGAUCCUUUGUAGUGGUGAUGAAGAUGCAGUUUGCUAAAUUCUCAUUUCAAUUUGAUCCCACAAAAAUCAUAAAGUGCCUUCCGGCUUGUCAUUCCGCAAUAUUGUACAUACUCUCUCUCUCUCUUAGACUAUCUGCACCCGUAAUGAAUCAUUGCGUAUGAAGGCUGCUAUUUGGUUUUCAUUCAGAAGUGGUGACACUGACAGCUUGAGGAACGUUUUGUAACCAUCAGUUUAUAUUAGUGCUGUGUUUUGCUCUUAAUUGCAGUAUGAAAAUGUUCUUUAAGUAUAACACAUCUGCCUUGGUUGUAUAAUCUCACUGUUGAUAUUGUGGGGAGCACUUUAUUGUAUAAAGUUUACAUGUUUAGGUUAUGGUACGCUACAUAGUUUUCCCCGAAUUGCUUUUUUCCUUAAGAGCAAAUGUGGCAGAAUAAAUGCUUUAUAUCAAACGCAUGAAGAAAAAAUAACUUGUUGCAAUACAGAUGACAGUAUUUAAUAUGUACAACUUGUGUAAAAUGCCUUGUAAUGUUGCCCGUCGUGAUUACUCUCAUUUAUACGGAUAUCUCAUGAAAAACCACCAGCUUUUAGUGAAAUAUACAGAAAUUAUAAACCGAAUAUAUAACAGGUAUAAUCAACUGAGAAACCAGUUUGUUGACAGUAACUAACUUAUUCUGGUUCUAGUCUUUAUAACUUUGUCUUGCAAACAUGACACGUAUGCUUGCAUUAUGGUAUUGGUAUCUCAUCCUAACUUUGUCACCAUUUCCUAGUUGCUGAAUUGGUCUUGGCCUCCUUCAAGUCAUUCAGUGUAUCCCUCAGUAAACUAGUCAAUCAGUAAAUAUACAAAACUCUGCAUGCAUCAUCUGAACAGAGCGUCUGUCUGGAGAUUUCCAAACCUUUUUUUUGACAGUAGAGAAGUGACGGUGUGUGACAGAAUCAGUCCUUUUUGUUUAACCCACAUUAUAAAACAAAAGAAAAAAGAAAAGAAAAAAGGUUAACACUGUACAUCACCGCUAAUGGUGCUGUGUAGUGUUUCUAUGUUGUGUAAAGUGGAGUUGGCUGUAUGUGCUCUUCUUCAUGCUUUCAGUCACCUCCUCCUGUUCUGAAGUUGUAGCAGCAUCAACGGGCCAUUGGUGUCAUUAUUAUUCUGUCAUGAGUAAUAAAGAUUUUUGCACAUUU